AAUCAAGCGGCGGCGGGAAGGGAGGGGGCGGGGGGGCUGAGCGGUCCCGUCCCUCCCUGACUGACCGAGCCGCGCGAUGCCCGCAGCCCCGGUCUGAGGCGAGGAUGGCGCCGGUGAGCGAGCAGCUGGCGCCGCAGCAGGACCCCGCCGCGCCCCCCCUGCCCGGCCCGGCGGCCUCGGCGGCGGCCUCGGAGGAGGAGGAGCCCCCCCGACGGGGGAGCGGCGGCCAGGGGAGCCCCCGGAGCCGCAGCCCCGCAGCGCCGGGCGGGGAGAGCGGGGCUGAGCCCCCCGCCGUGGCGGUGCAGGAGGAGGGGGAAGAGGGGGAGGCGGCCCCCGGCGGUGCGGGGUGUCCCGGGGGCGCGGAGCCCGAGCCCCCCGAGGGCGGCUGGGGCUGGGUGGUGAUGCUGGCCGCCAUGUGGUGCAACGGCGCCGUCUUCGGCAUCCAGAACUCCUGCGGGGUCCUCUUCGUCUCCAUGCUCCAGCUCUUCGGCGGCAGCGACGACAAGCAGCUGACGUUCAAAACAGCGUGGGUGAGCUCACUUUCUAUGGGAAUGGUCUUCUUCUGUUCUCCCAUAGUCAGCAUAUUCACAGACCUGUUUGGUUGUCGAAAAGUAGCUGUUAUUGGAGCUGCAGUAGGAUUUGUUGGACUCCUUUCAAGUUCUUUUGUAAGCACCAUUGAACCCCUGUAUUUCACCUACGGAGUGUUGUUUGCCUGCGGCUGCUCCUUUGCCUACCAGCCAUCCUUGGUCAUUCUGGGGCACUAUUUCAAGAAGCGCCUUGGCCUGGUGAACGGCAUCGUCACCGCCGGCAGCAGCUUGUUCACUGUGUCUCUGCCCUUCCUCCUGAGGCUCCUCAUCGACUCCCUUGGCCUCUACAACACCCUGCGGGUCCUCUGCAUCCUCAUGUUUGUUCUUUUCCUGGCUGGCUUUACGUACAAACCCCUUGUUUCAAAUGCCAAAGACGAGGAGGGAGGAAAGAAGGCGAAGUUCAGAUUUCCUCCGGGAAAAAAGAUUUGCAAUUUCUCAGUUUUCAGAGUUCCCAGUUACCGAAUCUGGGCUUUUGGGAUCCCAGCUGCACUUUUUGGAUACUUUGUGCCUUAUGUUCACUUGAUGAAGCACGUGAAAGACAGAUUUGGUAACAACGUGCCAGAAGAAGUGCUGCUGCUGUGUCUGGGCAUUACUUCAGGAGUUGGCAGAUUGGUCUUUGGCAGAGUUGCAGAUUAUAUUCCUGGUGCAAAAAAAGUUUAUUUACAGGUGGCCUCAUUCUUCUUUAUUGGUCUGAUGUCUAUGAUGAUCCCCCUGUGCCAUGUCUUUGGAGGUCUCAUUGCUGUCUGUCUCUUCAUGGGCCUGUUUGAUGGCUGCUUCAUUUGCAUUAUGGCUCCUAUUGCCUUUGAGCUUGUUGGGGCUCAGGAUGUCUCCCAGGCCAUAGGAUUUCUACUGGGAUUCAUGUCAGUGCCUAUGACAGUUGGUCCACCCAUUGCAGGCCUCCUGCGGGAUCACCUCGGCACGUACGACGUGGCGUUCUACCUGGCUGGAGUCCCUCCUCUUAUUGGUGGUGCCAUAUUGUGUUUCAUCCCCUGGGUCCACGAACGGCAGAAGCUAAAAGCAAGAGCAAAACCUGUUGAUGGGGAAACUACUGAGAAAAUGCUGGAAAACGAGAACACUUUGGUGUCAGACACUACACAAAAGCCAGUCAAAGAAACAGAAUCUGGGGUUUGAUGCUUUCUUUUCCUCUACCCCCCCCUGCUGAAGCUCGCUAGACUUGUACUUUUUGGCUGAAGAUACCAUAUGAUAGUGAAGAAGCUCUGAACCAUUGCUCAAAUGGGAAAACUGCUAUAGAAAUCUUUUAUACCUUUGAACUUUUUUUGAUGAGUGGUUGAGUUGGAUUUCAAGCCACAUUUUCAAGGUAUUUGAAGUUUUGUAGCGUUGGUGUGUUCGUGUAUAGUGAUUCUGUGUGUGAAGAGAAUAUUUUUCUAAUUCCUCUCUUUCUGAAGGUGUAAAAGCUGGUUUUGGUUCACUGACCCAGUGACUUCAUUAACUCUGGUCCAUCAGUGCAGGCACACACACCUGUGGCUGUUUACACUGGGAAACACAGUAACUCUUGGGACUGAUUUGUUGAAGUUUCUCAUGCUGUUUUAGUCUUUCAGGAUUCUAGAUCAACAACACAAAUUUGCACCUCUGAUUCCCCUUACUCCUGAAAUAAUUAGAAAGCUAAAUUAUGAAUAAUCUGUAUUCUUUUCCUGAAACACCCCAGCAUUCUCAGUUUGCUUAAACCUUCACCUGUUCUUGCACCUAUUCACCUUCUCCCAAUUUUUUUGAUGGGCACAGGUUUUGGAAUUAUGUGCAAACUAAGCUCCAGGUGCAAACACAUUCAGAAGUGAAGCUGGUGAGUGAGAGAUUUUUUUAUUUGGUUGAAGGCAAUACUCUUAAUGUAUAUGUGUGUCUUCUUGUUCAGCUAAACCUCAGAGGAGCUGACAGUUCUGAAAUGACACUGACAGUAACACUUUGGAGCAGUAUUGUGAAUUAUUAGAUUAAAUUUCCAAUUGUUCUGUUGUUAGGUUUUUCUUUUUUAUUCUUGAAAACAAGACAGCUUUAAAGAAUACAUUCUAAGUGCAAUAAUAAGUUGUUUUUAACAUGGACAUACGAGCUAUGAAAAUGACAUUCAACAAUUGAAGAUUUUUGCACUAAGUGAACAUGCAGGUUUAUUAUAGGUCUUUAUAGUUCAAUUGUAGGAUAUAGCUCCAUAUUUUAUUAAGAUAUAAAUAAAUGUCUUUGCAUGUCCUGUUUAUUGCCUAGCAUACUAAACUUGUCCCUGUUGCUUAUGUGUUCUUAGGUAUUAUGCACUGUUUCUCAAGCAGGUAUUUCUGAAAUCCUCUUUGUUAAAUAUUUGGAAGCAUAAUACUCUGAGAUCAAAACACUGCUUUUCAGUUAAUCAGAAACCACUUCCAAGCACAUUGUUUAUUUGUGGAUAUGGAUCAGCAGUGGAAUAUUUCAUCACUAUUUCAGGUCCAUUUGAUACUAAAUAAUACUUGUUUUCCUGUUUGGAAGUGUCACAGCAGAGAGUAAACUACGUGUGGUCUGCAGACAAAGUGCACACUGAAGUGCAUUUUCUUAAUUAGUAACAAUACCUGUUCUUGACAUAAACCAGAGGCAUACUGCUUCAAAAUGAUAAUCUUUAUUGUCUUUUCUUAUUAUUUUUCUUUCUCCAGAGUUGUAGUAAAUUGCACAUAAAGCCCAUGCACACUUGUGAUAUAAAACAUUGUUGGCAAUACUACUGCUUAGAAUGUUUACAUCUAUCAACUUAAGAAGUCCUUUAAAUAUAAUCAUGCAAAGCAUCCUAAUUUUUUGAGACCAAAGCUCACACCUUUUUUGUAUUGCAGGAUUUCAAUCCCUUCUUUACAUGAGGGGAGGUUUAAAAGAAUUGGAUGUUAAAAUGUUAGAGGUGGAUGGGAAAGAUUAAGAGGCAGAAAAAACCAAACACCCCAGCCAAUCUGUAAUCCAAAGGCUCCUUUAGGUUCACUAGAACUUGUGCUUCUGGACCUCCUAAGUGCUUCUAAAAAUAUCAUUAAAGUAUUUAUAGUAUUGUUAAUUAAAAUGAGUGCAAGAUGCUGCCUUCAUGACAAAAUUAUGUGAACAGUUUAUGCUGUUCUUGCCUGGAGUAUUUCUGUAGAGCACAUUUUUCAGUAUUAUCUCCUGUUUGGGCAAUGCGAAAGGUCUUGAUUAAGUGUGGUAAAAGCCUCUUGUUUCCUGUUGCUUUGCUGUGAAAAAUCAGUAUUCAUCACAGGUCUUAUUUCAGGUGUUUUAGCUUUCACUUUUUAACCAAAAACAAGGCUGCUUUUUAGCACUGAUGCAAUUUGAAAUCCUUGUGACCAGGUAUCUGGGUAUAAUCAUGGCAUCUUCCUGACUUGCUGCUCUGUUUGUAUAUAAAUUAUCUGGGAGAAAAUAUAAAAUAAUAGUUGAUACAUUUUAGAAAUUAUACAGAAAUGGUAUAACAAUGGUAUGGAUUAAUUAUGACAAUACUUUUAAAAAAUGUAUUUAUACAUAAAAAUCCAAACUCGCAUAUUUGAAGAAUGAAAUAUGUAAAUUAUGCUCACAAAUAUGAAGGAUAUGCAUUGAAAACACCUCACAAAACCCAGAGACUCCAGGAAGAAGGUAUGAUGAGUGAACAAUCGUUUAGGAGUGAUUUACUGUGUUAAAAACAGCUAGGGAAUGGGAUGUCAGGCAAGGGGGAAGCAGAGGUAGGGGUGAGAAGCUCUGCUGGUCUGAGGUUGGGAUAAUGAACUCAUUUCUGAUGCCAGGGCCUGUUUUACAACAAGGCUGAAAUUGAGAAAACUUCAGAAAAAAAAAAAAAAAAACAAAAAAGAUAUUUCAGAAAAAGUAAAAAAAGAAAUGAAUGCAUGAGCAUUUUUUUAGCAUCCUCACUGUUAGCUUGUAUCUGUGGGGGAAAUGUCCAGCAGAAAAUGCUCUUUAAUUGACACAAGCAUAAAAAGAUUGUGCCCUAGAGCUGGGUAAGGUGCAGCUGAAAUUAAAGUUGCAGCUUGUUAGCAGUGAGGCUAAACUCAGAGAGAUCCUGGAUUCUAUAUACCCUGAGGUUUUAAAAAUGAGGUUAGUGGUCUCUCUUUAAAAAACAAGCUAAACCCAACCCAAAAAACCCACAGCAAUUAUUUACUUCAUUUCUGAAAAAACGAUUCAAUAAUGUAGGAACUGUUGCUAUUCUGAAAACUAGAAGAGAAAAGCACAGAAUAUUCAACUUUCUUUUGACUAAAUCAAUGUAAAAAAAUGUAACAAAAUCUAAUUUGAAGUGUGAAAACCUGUUGUGAUGGGAAACCUGCUGAACUCAUAUUUUGAUGGCCUAAAUCAUGUUAGAUUUAAUCUUGUUGGGGGGUAGAUGCUAGAAUUAAAGCACUAGCUUAGUUAAGAAAACCUUUACUCAGAUGUAUCCCUCCCUUGAGCAGAGUACUUUGUAUCCCUCCCUUUCUGUGAGCAGAAUAAUGGUCUUUUUCCCAUUCUGUGCUCUCAGAGUGAGCUGCAGAAGAAAUGGGGUAGAAAGAGGGUCACUUAAAAUGGCAGUGUGAAAUUCCCAAUCCUCCUCGAUGUUCACCAGAUCUUGAAAUCAGGACUAAUGUUGAGCAAGGGGUUGGCUUUAUGUACGGCUGACACGUGUUUUUUCAGGAGGUAUGAUCCUUGUGAGUCUUCAUGUGUUUGUUCAGAGAGCCUGAAAUAACAAAAACCCUUCAGGUUCUUAUUUACAUCUAAGCCGUGCAACAAUACACAAUGUGUCAUUAAUAAAAAAGUAUUGAUGGAUUUGUUCUGGCUACAUGUUAAAGGACCUGUACAAGUCUCAAACCAAGACUUUCAAAUUAACAUACUCUUAGUCAGAAUUUCUUUCAUCCAGAUCUUUGUAUGUUCUGCAUUAACACUUAAUUAUUAUUUUUUUUCUAAGUUUACUUUCACCAACCACUUACGGACCUUCCUAAAUUGCUCACUCGUGUCACAGGUGGCACAGCCAUUCUGUGGCCACCCUUCAGGGCACAGUCAGUACCAGAUGAGGUAGGCAACUGACAUCUUUCUGCUUUGGCUCUUCAUGGAUGAUGCCUGGGCACAUCCAUCCCCCCUUCCCUUUGGAGAUGUGGGAUUGUCCAAGCUGCUGCACGCUUGUCAGCCUUCCUUUCUCGAGCUGCAGUAACCCUGUGAGGAGUUGUAGCCUGACAGAGCAGGCAAGUUUUUGUGAGGGUGGAGCAACUGGCAACUCCAGGAGUGCUGAGGGCAGAUCUCAGACUAGAUGAUGCUUUGGUCACAUAUGGGGUAAGAAAUGGACAUUGCCUCUUAAAGCAAGAGUGCCCUGCUCCCUUCCUUGCAUCAGGUGGUACCUGCUGAAGGACAGGAGAUGCUUCCAAAGGAAAUAUCUAAGGUUGGGAAUCAAGACUGCUAUCCUUGGGAUUCUCCUUACAGGUCAGGUUAAGCAGCCAGGUCCUCACUGUGCUGGCUGGGGCAUCUCAUGGUGCUGCAGCCCUUGGGGCUUGGCUGUCCCCUCUGAGCAGGGAGCAGAGCUGCUGCCUCUCUGGGCCCUCAGCCCCCUCCAGCAGCUGGAAGGGCUACGGGAGCUGACUUCAGGCAUCUCAUCCUCUGCCAGAACUGGCUCUCUGGUAUUGAGUCUGUGUGUGUAGCUCUAUAUAAAUACAAUGUAUUUUGAGCAGGGCACACACCAGCAUUCUGCAUUUAACCACAGGAGCUGUAGCACUGGGAUGGGGGGAGAGCUGAGGAAAAGAAAUUGUUCUCGUGUGUGUUUCACUGUUGACAAGCACAGCACCACAGCAGUUCCAGACAGCCGGGGAGUUUCUAGUCAUGCAAACUUUGGCAUAUUCUCAGUGUGCCUUCUAAUCCUUAUAUAUAUAUAUAUUUACAUAUAUAUAUAUAUAUAGUGUCAACAUGUUUAAUGUUUCAGAACUGCAUAUGCUACAAUUAGACUGAAUUUAUACUAAAAUGUGUGCUAAUAUUGAUAAUACGGGCAUCUUUCAGUAUCUUUAUAGACAUCGUAUUUUGUAUGUUGUUUUUGAUAUUAAAAGAUAUACAUUUUGCUGGCCUUAACUCCAUUCUUUAAAGUUCUGCUUUGUUAGAAGGGUAAGAAAUGAAUGUCUAAUGUUUUCAUGGUGCUAAAGUAACUGUGAUCAGUCUCAAAUGAUUCAGAAUAAAGAAAAUAGUUCUUAAGUGC
This is a messenger RNA of Apus apus (common swift), 6711 nucleotides long. RefSeq names its product solute carrier family 16 member 10 (gene SLC16A10). Gene Ontology annotation, molecular function: monocarboxylic acid transmembrane transporter activity. Lineage: Eukaryota; Metazoa; Chordata; Aves; Apodiformes; Apodidae. Gene Ontology annotation, biological process: transmembrane transport. The coding region runs from base 105 to 1718 and encodes 537 amino acids. The transcript has 6 exons. The record is from RefSeq and is a predicted model, not a curated record.